CUCUGCCUCUGGGGGGCUGUGCUUCACCUUACGGCUGCGCUUGCUGCUGAGACACCUGCCCAGCAGUGCUACAGCUUCCAGCACACCUAUGUGGGCCCCUUCGACCUCAGCGACAUGAAGAUGAACCACGUCUCCUGUCCCCAAGGGUGCUCUGAGGCCGUCUUGUCCCUGAACACUGGGUACCGCGAUGCCGUGACCUUGGUGCAGAAGGGGUGCUGGACGGGUCCCAGGAGCGGCCAAAUGCAGACCCACGACGAGGCGCUGCCACCUGACUAUUCAGAGGUGCUGGGCUGUGAAGGCAACUUGUGCAACAACAGACUUUUGUCCCACGAUAGCAUUCCCAACCUGAGUCCAGCGUCCACGCCCCAGAGGCUCAGUGGCACCGUGUGCUAUGCAUGUGCGGGGACCCACCCAGAGGACUGCACCCUAGGAAAGUCCAGGAAGGUCCAGUGUCACCAGGACCAGAGUGUUUGCUUCCAAGGCAACGGCCGCAUGAAUAUUGGUAAUUUCUCGGUGCCCGUGUUCAUGAGGACGUGCCACCGGCCCUCCUGCACCAUCAAAGGUACCAGCAGCCCCUGGAGCAACAUUGACCUGCAGGGCGAUUGCUGUGAGGGGUCCCUGUGUAACCGCCAGCCCAUCGACCAGACUGAGCACGAGCACUCGGCCGACAGCGCCGCCCCAAGGGGAUCCCCAGCCCCCACCACGCUGGGCCUGCUCCUAGCUGCCCUGCUGGCCUGGGCGCUGGGUGGCCCCCGUGCCCUCUGUUCCUAG
Molecule: messenger RNA, 771 nt
Organism: Suncus etruscus (white-toothed pygmy shrew)
Lineage: Eukaryota; Metazoa; Chordata; Mammalia; Eulipotyphla; Soricidae
Gene: LYPD5
Product: LY6/PLAUR domain containing 5
Exons: 5
Coding region: 115-771 (218 amino acids)
Cellular component (GO): plasma membrane
Source: RefSeq, a predicted model, not a curated record